Messenger RNA from Tetrahymena thermophila SB210, 3231 nucleotides. RefSeq lists its product as hypothetical. The transcript has 9 exons. NCBI's taxonomy places the organism in Eukaryota, Ciliophora, Oligohymenophorea, Hymenostomatida, Tetrahymenidae. The record is from RefSeq and is a predicted model, not a curated record.
AUGAAUCUAAAAAUUGAUAACCAAUAUUCAUCGCCUUUUAAAGUAGUCAAUGUAGAUAGUAAAGGCUCUUAGUCAUCUGGGCUUUAAUUCAAAAACAGUUCAUAAAAUUAAUCCUUAUUCUAGAUAACUUCAAGACUUCAUACAACUUCAAGCAAGAAUUAAAGCUUAUAGCUGUUAAACAAUUAUUCGUUUGCAGAAGUAAAGGAUAGUUUAGAUAAAGCUAAAAAUGCUAUAGAUACGCUUCUUAUAGAUAAGCUAAAUCUUUAAAAUCAACUAGAGUUUUAUGAGUGCAGUUAAGGAAACAAUUAUUUUGAUAGAUACAAUUAAAAUCAAAGAACUAAUGCAUAAAGCACUGGUAAUGUGAAUAUUCAAGCAGCUUAGAAUUAUAAAAUAAAUAUGGCUUAACUUUUAAAUUAGCAUAAUAUUGAAUAGAAUAUAAAUUGCAAUCAGCAUUAAAUAUCACCGAAAGCACUAAAAAUUCAAGAGAAUUUAGAAAUAAGCGAAGCUAACAAAGACUGCAUUCCACAAUUGACUUAGCCUUCUUCAAUAACAAAUAACUCUAAUAGUAGUUAUUAGGCACUAUCUGAAUUAAUAGACAGCUUAUAGAAAUAGAAUAUUUAAUAUAGAUCUUAAUUAAAUAAAUAAAAAGAUUCUGAAGAGAAGUAAUAAGCUAUGAAAAAGGAAAUCAACAGUUUAACGUCUUAAUUAGCUUUGCUAAAUUUAAAAAUGCAAAGUAUGCAAGAAUAAAAAACUAAAUUAGACAAGAAUCAUAAAAUCAUGUCAAAAAAGAAAAACAUAAAAUAAAGCUGUAGUAAUAGUGAUAGUAGCAGCGAAGAAGAUAGUUACUUUAGCAGCGAUUAAAGCUAAAGCAAUAGUAGAAGUAGUAGUAAUAGCAGUAUCACAUCAAAUACCAGCAAGGAUAAUUCGAAGAUAAAUUUAGAUAAAAUGUAGGAUCAAGAUAGGGUCUAAGAAAAAAAAAGCAAGGAAGAACAAAAAGUAGAAAUGCAGAAAAGAAAUAAUAAAUAGCUAAUUUAGUUAUUUCUUAAAAAUGUCAGAAUGAACAAAGAUUAACUUUUCUGUUUUAGACAGAAAUUUAAAAAUGAAUCUGAAUUCUAUAAUAAAUUAGACAAUAAAAAGUACAGCUACUUAUUUUACAAAAUGCUAGAUUAUCACAAUUAAAUAGUCUAGGAGUUUUAAAAUAGAAAUAAUAAUUUGCACCAAACAAAUCACUACAAGUAAAAUUCAAUAGAGAGUGCUUAAAAUUAUAUUUUAAGGUAGUAGCAACCUGAUUAAGCUUAAAAUAAACAAAAUACUUAGCAAUAUAAAAUAGACUAUAAUAUGUUAAAAUAAUAAAUACCUUAUAGACAUAGUACACAGUUGCAAAGUAGUUCAACAAAGUAAAUUUUGUAAUUACACUAAAAGAACAAAUCAAAUGACAGCUCUAACUAUCCUUACACAUCGCGACCAGUAUCUUCAAAUAUUACAAAAAAUCAGUAUAGUUUUUUAGCAAAUAAUUAAUCAAAUCAUAACUAUUCAGAUAUCAUGCAAGAUUUAAAUUUGUAGUCUACUAACACUCCUUUGGAGUAAUCUUUGAAUACUUAACACAAUGGCUAAAAUAAAGGAAGCUAUUUGUUUUCCAAAUUUAAUUCUCAAGAAUUACCAAGCUUGAAAUAGAUUACUCCUGAUGUCAAAGAUUACACAACUAUGCCUUCGUAUGAGAACACAAGUUUUAAUCGAAAUAUAUAAACAAUUAAGAGCUAGCUUUAAACAAUGACAAGCCCUUCCCAUAAAUAAUCUACCUAAUCAAAUGGUACAAUGAAUAAUUUUAACACGAUAAUGGACGAUUUUGAAUAUGAAGAAUCUCCAGAAACAGUUAAAAGAUAAGCAGAUAGCUUGAAGAAAAUUGAUAAUUUUACUUUGAACAAUCAAAGCUCUUCUCACGUUUAUAAUAACUAAAAAACACAUAAUGCAGAGAGAAACACUGUAUUCUAAAAUAAAAAUAUUUUUUUUGACAAAAAUAACAGCAAUAAUUUAAACUAAAAACCCAAAACAAAUAAUUAAAAUAGCAAUUAAAUAAUUAACAAUGGUAAAUAGGAUUAGAUUAGAAAUAAUUAAGAUCAUUAAAACAAAAUACUUUACUAUGAAAAUUAUAAUAUAUUUGAAGAUAGAUAAAAUAUGAAAUAAUAGAAUCAUGUUUAGAAAUAACCACAAUAAUAAUAAUAAUAAUAUAUAUAGAAAUCCCACCUCUCUAAAAUAUACGAAGAAUAGUUGUAACUUUCAUAGCAAUAAAGUGAAUAGAAAUUUACUCAAUAAUAGGAUUAGAAGAAUAAUAAUGAUAAAUAAAACUUACCUAAAUAUUAAAAAAUGGAAGAAUCAGAUAGAUACUAUCAGGAUUUUAUUGAAGAGAAACACUCAAAACAACAAAAUAUCGAAUAUUUAAAAGAAGACAGACAAGAAUUUUUACAUGAGUAGGAUUAAGAUAAGUAACGUAAUAAAUAGAUGACACCUCCUUAGAAAAAAGUGUUUAAUCACUUAUAGGCGGCACCUGAGCGAUCUAGUAACUCAAGUGAUAACAGAAAAAAUUAUUCUUAGAGUGCAAAAUAAAAAAAAAAUUUAAGACCUCCUUUGAAUGAAGAAAGUAGUUCUAAAGUUAAUGUGCCUUCAUUAGAUUUGGAGAGUGUAGAAAAGUGGAAUUAAAGCGGAUAGGAUUCAAGCAGCAAUAGAAAUAGCAAAUUUAAAGUAUAAAAAGAAAAGUAAUAAAAGCAAAAUACACAAGCUAAAUACAAAAAGCAGUAGUCAGCAAGCGAUGCAAAUACUUCUGAUGGAUGUGUCACACCUCAAUCUUAUACCAAUAUUCCAAGGACCUCGCAUCCUGACAACAUUUACUAUGUGAUGCCAAGCUUGAGAGAGAAGUACUUGAUGAGAAAAUCGUUAUAGCUAUCGAACAAAGAUGAAAAUAAAUAACUCUCUGGAUAUCAUACAGGGACAAACUAGGAAAAGAAAAUACAAGACAUAAACGGCCACUCAAGUAGUAACAACUCUAAAUUUAACAAUACAUCAAAUAAAGAGAAAUCAGGGUCGACUGAAUCGAAUUAGUUUUCAGAAGGACGGUCAAUUAAAGAUUUUUCGAUUGCUAACGAUGUAAAAAAGAGGAUUUUCGAAAAUCAAAGCUAAGACUAGUUUAAAUAAAACUCAAUCCAACUCUAUCAAAAUAAUCCUAAUUAAUACUGA